Molecule: messenger RNA, 1459 nt
Organism: Epinephelus fuscoguttatus (brown-marbled grouper)
Lineage: Eukaryota; Metazoa; Chordata; Actinopteri; Perciformes; Serranidae
Gene: nkx2-1
Product: NK2 homeobox 1
Exons: 2
Coding region: 48-1091 (347 amino acids)
Biological process (GO): cell differentiation; regulation of transcription by RNA polymerase II
Cellular component (GO): nucleus
Molecular function (GO): DNA-binding transcription factor activity, RNA polymerase II-specific; RNA polymerase II cis-regulatory region sequence-specific DNA binding
Source: RefSeq, a predicted model, not a curated record
GAGAGAUUGCCUUGCCUUCUAAUUUCUCCCUCUCCAGCCCCAGAACAAUGUCGAUGAGCCCUAAGCAUACGACUCCUUUUUCUGUUUCCGAUAUCUUGAGUCCUCUUGAGGAGAGCUAUAAGAAAGUAAGUAUGGAGAAUAACAACUUGGGGGCACCUCUCACUUCUUACCGGCAGCCGCAGGUCUCUCAGGCGGCGAUGCAGCAGCACCACAUGGGCCAUAAUGGGACUGUCUCUGCGGCUUACCACAUGACUGCGGCAGGUGUUUCUCAGCUGUCACACACGGCCAUGGGGGGCUACUGUAACGGCAACCUGGGCAACAUGGGCGACCUGCCGUCGUACCAGGACGGCAUGAGGGGCAGCACCACAGCCACCGGCUGGUACGGAGCCAACCCGGACCCGCGCUUCUCCACCAUUUCUCGCUUCAUGGGCUCGUCGUCGGGCAUGAACAUGGGCAGCAUGGGCAGCCUCAGCUCCUUGGCAGACGUGGGUAAAGGCAUGGGCUCUCUGUCCAGCACCCCGAGGAGAAAGAGACGAGUGCUGUUCUCCCAGGCGCAGGUCUACGAGCUGGAGCGACGCUUCAAGCAGCAGAAAUACCUGUCGGCGCCCGAGAGGGAACACCUGGCAAGUAUGAUCCACCUCACCCCGACCCAGGUGAAAAUCUGGUUUCAGAACCACCGGUACAAGAUGAAGAGGCAGGCCAAAGACAAAGUGUCCCAGCAGCAGAUGCAGCAGGACAGCGGCUCGUGCCAGCAGCAGCAGCAGCAGUCCCCGCGGAGGGUGGCUGUGCCGGUGCUGGUGAAGGACGGCAAGCCGUGCCAAGGCAGCGGCCACACGCCCACAUCCUCCGCGCAGACCCUCCACCAGCAAGGGGGCAACGUCAUGAUCAUGUCCAACAACACGUCCGGCCUCGGGCAGCACCAGAGCCAGCAGGUGGGGAGCACAGGUCACUCUCCAGAUUUGGCUCCGCACUCCUCCAGUCCGCCGUCCCUGCAGAGCCAAGUGGCCGGCCUGUCUCACCUCAACUCCCCCGGCGCAGAGUACGGCUCGGCCCUGCAGUGUUCGGCUCUGUUAUACGGCAGGACAUGGUGACAAGAGGCGCCCGCUAUGAUUUAAAACCAAUUCUUCUAUUUAAAGAAAAAAAACAGACUUUUUUUUUUCUUUCAAGACUCUACAAGUUCCACUGUAAAUGUGCGCAUCUGAACAAAAACCGAGAGAAAUCGGUGCAGCUCCUCUUGAAUUUUCACCUUUUUUGGAAGGAAAUGUGACUUAUAUAAAGGAAGGAAGGAGGCAGAAACACUUUUGACCAGAAACUGCGGAAGUCUUUGGAUUUAUUUAUGUAAAUUAUAUUGAUAAAAGAAGAAAUCAGCAGUCAUAUAGGCCGCAGAAAGUGAACCUUAACAGGGAACUGCUGUAUGUGGGUGCUGUUAACCCCCCACCCUCACCCCCCUCACAAACAC